AUGGAUUCACCAUUGUUGACAUUGGUCUUUCUUGGUUUGGGGAUUUUCCUGGGUAUUUUCUCUCCAACCGUGCAGUCUGAAGAAAAUCUGAGUCCUGGAUCAGAAUCUCCACCAACUACUCAGUCGCCGCCGCCAUUUCCUCCUCCGCCAUCGUCCCCUCCUCCGCCGCCACCUGGAUCUUCCCCCCUUCCUCCUCCUCCGCCUUCCCCUAGAUCAUCACGUCCACCACCGCCGACUCCGCCGUCACCACCUCCACCUUUUCCCAAUCGCCCGCCACCGCCGAGGACAGCCCAUCACACUGCUGCGAAGUCGCCGCCUCGAGAUAACAACAGAAAGAAAGAAUCACAGAGCGAAAGCGGCCAUGGAAAAGCAAGCCCAGUUUCCAAAGAAAACCUCAAUUUGGGGAAGAAAAUUGGCUUGAUGUUUGCGGGUAUUGUGGGUAUAAUGCAAGUUGGUGUGGUGGCAUUGUUACUGAUCAAGAGACAACAACUGUUGAAGAACAACGGUAGAUACUAA
Molecule: messenger RNA, 516 nt
Organism: Camellia sinensis
Lineage: Eukaryota; Viridiplantae; Streptophyta; Magnoliopsida; Ericales; Theaceae
Source: RefSeq, a predicted model, not a curated record